CUGAGUCAGAGACACGGCGGGCGGACCAGCAGCCACCGAGAGAGAGAGAGGGAGAGGGAGAGAGAGACACACACACACACAGGCAGAGAAGCCGCGGAGCCCGCUCAACCUCCGCUGUCGGAGACCGAGGACGAGCCCAGGGACCGCGAGCCCAGGGACCGCAACCCCAGCGCAGGGUCGCCGCGGAGAGCACCUUUCCCGGGGAGCGAAGGGUCCUUUGUAGCACCCCCCCUCUCUAUCCUGGAAAAAUCCCAACGCGCCACGCUUUGCCUUUUGCUUCCCUCCCCCCUCUGUCUCUCCUUCCCAGGCUCCAAACAAACAACAGGGGUAAAAAAAAUUCAGCUUUUAAUUAAGAAAAAUUGGGAAAGGAGGGAAGAAAAUGUUUCUUUAAAUUGUCUCAGAGAGAGAGGGCAGGAUUUCAGAUCUGCAGUUUGUGCAGGAAUUGUUUCUGUUGCUUGGAAAAAAUAUAUUUCUCUUUUUUUUCUUGUUUUUUUAAAGGAAUGGAGACUGAGGAUGGGGAGUUCCAGAACAGCUUGUGUUUGCUAAAUUUCACAAUGAGACACAGACAAGGUUGAGGAAAAAAAAGCCAAGGAAAAACAAAGGAGAUACUGUAGCAGGAAAAAAAGGGAAGAAAACAGUUUAAAUUUGCAAGAGUUACUUUUUUCCCUCCUCCAUCCCAUUUUCUUAAAAUUAAAGUACCCCCCCACCCUACCCUGGUUAAAAUUAGGGGUUCAUUAAAUCCAAAGUUUUUCCUGAUUUUUUUUGUUGUUGGGGGUUUUGUUUGACGAUUUGUUUUCGUUCGGUGGCGGAGACGGUCGGUAUGCUUUGGUGGGGUCCACAAAUGGGAACGAAGUCUGGAACAAAGAGGGGCUCCGUGACCUUGUGUUGGGGUUUGCUCGCUCUCUGCUCCUCGCUCACUCUGGGACAUACUCAUACCGAAAUAUGCAGUGGUAUGGACAUUAGAAACCAGGUGUCAGAUCUUCGGCAGCUGGAGAAUUGCACCAUCAUUGAGGGCUACCUGCAGAUCCUGCUCAUCAGCGGCAAGGCGGAAGACUUCCGUGCCCUGCGAUUCCCAAAGCUGACUGUCAUCACGGAGUACUUGCUGCUGUACCGCGUCUACGGGCUCGAGACAUUGAGGGACCUCUUCCCCAACCUCGCCGUCAUCCGUGGCGUCCGCCUUUUCUUCAACUACGCUCUGGUCAUCUUUGAAAUGACUCACCUGAAAGAGAUCGGACUGUACAGUCUCCAGAACAUCACGCGUGGCGCUGUGCGGAUUGAGAAAAACCAUGACCUCUGUUACUUAUCCACCAUUGACUGGUCCUAUAUCCUGGAUUCUGUGGAAAAUAAUUACAUUGAUCGGAAUAAACAGCAGAAUGAGUGUGGGGAUGUCUGUCCAGGAACCAUGGAGGAUCGACCACUGUGUACGAAGACCAGUGUGUACAACCAGUACAACUAUCGCUGCUGGAGUGCAAACCACUGCCAGAAAGUUUGCCCAAAAGCUUGUGGGAAGAGAUCCUGCAAUGACAAGGGGGAGUGUUGCCACAUGGAGUGCCUUGGGGGCUGUACUGCCCUCAAUGACAACAGGGCCUGCAUGGCAUGUCGGAACUACUACUACGAGGGCCAGUGCCUGGCCAGCUGUCCCCCGGGCACUUACAGGUUUGAGGGAUGGCACUGUGUAACCAAGGAAUUGUGCGCCAAGAUCCCUGUCGAGAAUCCCAAGGAGCAGUUUGCGCUGCAUGAGGGAGAAUGCACUCUCAUCUGUCCGUCAGGAUACACUCGGAAUGCCAGCAGCAUGUAUUGUACCCCCUGCGAUGGGCCUUGCCCCAAUGUCUGCCCAGUGAAGACAGAGACCAUCGAUUCUGUCACUGCUGCCCAGUACCUGAAGGGAUGUACAGUGGUUAAUGGCAACUUGAUCAUUGCAAUCCGUAGAGGAAACAACAUUGCUGCAGAGUUGGAGGCCAACCUCGGCCGGAUCGAGACCAUCACCGGAUACCUGAAAAUCCACCAUUCCUACGCCCUUGUCUCACUUUCCUUCUUCAAGAGCCUGCGGUACAUCAAUGGGGAGGAACAGCUCGAGGGGAACUACUCCUUCUACGUACUGGACAACCAGAACCUGCAGCAGCUAUGGGACUGGAGCCGUCACAACCUCACCAUCAAGCAGGGGAAGAUCUACUUUGCUUUCAACCCCAAGCUCUGUGUGUCAGAGAUCUACCGCAUGGUGGAGGUGGCUGGUGUGAAGGGGAGACAGGGCACUGCUGACAUGGAGCAAAGGACCAAUGGGGACCGAGCUUCCUGUGAAAGUCACAUCUUGAGAUUCACAAGCAAUUCUACCGCAAAGAACAAGAUAAUACUGAAGUGGGAACAUUAUCGCCCUCCAGAUUACAGGGAUCUCAUCAGUUUCAUAGUAUACUACAAGGAAGCGCCCUUUCAGAACUUGACUGAGUACGAUGGGCAGGAUGCGUGUGGCUCCAACAGCUGGAGCAUGGUGGAUGUAGAUCUCCCCCAGAGUAAGAGCCAAGAGCCAGGGGUGUACUUGUCAAAUUUAAAACCCUGGACUCAGUAUGCUAUUUUCGUCAAGGCAAUCACCCUCGCCGUCUCUGAAGAUGGCCGCAACUAUGGAGCAAAGAGUGAGAUCAUCUACAUAAAAACAAAUGCCUCGGCUCCCUCAGUUCCCCUGGAUGUGGUGUCGGUGUCCAAUUCCUCGUCGCAGCUUGUGGUCAAGUGGAAGCCUCCUGCCCUUUCGAAUGGGAACAUCACCUAUUACCUGGUGCGCUGGCAGCAACAGCCAGAGGAUGCAGAGCUUUACAAACACGACUACUGUCACAAAGGUCUGAAGCUGCCCACCAGGAUCUCAGCCACUGGGACAAUUGACCCGAUUGAUGACAAUGGUUCCAAACCGUCGGAUAAAUCUGGCCAGGGGCAGUGCUGUGCCUGCCCAAAGACCCAGGCUGAGAUCAACGCAGAAGCUGAGGAAGUAAUGUUUCAGAAGUCGUUCGAGAAUUUUCUACACAACUCCAUCUUCAUGCCCAGGCCAUUUCGCAAGCGCAGAGAUACCUUUGGAAUAGCCAACGCAUCACUCCCUGUGAAUGACACAAGUCCGCCAGAGCAGCACCAGAACAACUCCAACUCGGAAAGGAAACAAGACUACCCUUUCUAUGAGAGCAAAGUGUGGUGCAAGGACAGGACGGUGAUCUCCAACCUGCGGCAUUUCACCACCUACCGCGUCGACAUUCACGCCUGCAACCAUGAGGCUUACAAGCUUGGCUGCAGUGUUUCCACCUUUGUGUUUGCAAGGACCAUGCCCAUCGACAAAGCUGACAACAUACCCGGCCUGGUGGUUUGGGAGCCUGGCGACGAUGACACCAGCAUUUACCUCAAGUGGACGGAACCACCUAAUCCCAAUGGCCUGAUCUUGAUGUACGAAGUGAAGUACAGUCGUGGGGACAGCGAGGUACAGCAGGAGUGUGUCUCCAGGCAGCGCUAUAAGUCAAGCAACAGUGGUUGUAAGCUGGACAGACUGAGCCCCGGCAAUUAUACUGCAGAGGUGCGAGCGACCUCGCUGUCUGGGAACGGUUCCUGGACCGACCCGGUGAUGUUCUACAUUAAAGCCAAACCACCUGGUCCUGAUAACCUCAUGCAGUUAAUCAUUGCUCUGCCAAUUGCACUGCUGCUGAUGAUAAUUGGCCUGAUAUUAACACUGUACUUCUUCAACAAGAAGCGAAAUAACGACCGGCUUCCAAAUGGAGUCCUUUAUGCAUCUGUGAAUCCUGAGUACUUCAGUGCUGCUGACAUGUAUGUGCCAGAUGAGUGGGAGGUCCCACGAGAGAAGAUUACCAUGUGCCGUGAGCUGGGCCAAGGGUCCUUUGGGAUGGUGUACGAGGGAAUCGCCAAGGGCGUGGUGAAGGGGGAUGUGGAGACGAGAGUUGCCAUCAAAACGGUGAACGAGUCGGCCAGCAUGCGCGAGCGCAUCGAGUUCCUCAACGAGGCGUCGGUGAUGAAGGAGUUCAAUUGCCAUCAUGUGGUCCGCCUGCUUGGUGUUGUGUCCCAGGGGCAGCCCACCUUGGUGAUCAUGGAGCUGAUGACUCGUGGGGACCUGAAGAGCUAUCUGCGCUCACUGCGGCCAGACGCUGAGAAUAACCCAGGCCAGCCACCACCCACCCUGAAGAAGAUGACCCAGAUGGCAGGAGAGAUUGCUGAUGGCAUGUCUUACCUGAAUGCUAACAAGUUUGUUCACCGAGAUUUAGCUGCUCGAAACUGUAUGGUGGCAGAGGAUUAUACUGUAAAGAUUGGAGAUUUUGGAAUGACACGUGAUAUCUAUGAGACGGAUUAUUACCGGAAAGGAGGGAAGGGGCUUCUCCCAGUCCGCUGGAUGUCACCAGAAUCCCUGAAGGACGGAGUUUUCACCACACACUCCGACGUCUGGUCAUUUGGCGUGGUGCUGUGGGAGAUCGCUACCCUGGCUGAGCAGCCCUACCAAGGCAUGUCCAACGAGCAGGUGCUGCGCUUUGUGAUGGAAGGGGGCUUACUGGAGCGGCCAGAGUCCUGUCCCGACAGCUUGUUCGAGCUGAUGCGCAUGUGUUGGCAGUACAACCCCAAGAUGCGGCCCUCCUUCAUGGAAAUCAUCCAAAGCAUCAAGGGCGACCUGGACCCCUCCUUCAAAGAGGUCGCCUACUUCUACAGCGAGGAGUGCAAGAAUCGCGACAUGGAGGAGUUUGAGAUCGAGGCGGACAACAUGGAGAGCGUCCCCCUCGACCCCUCCUCCACCCUGCAACACACUGACAAACACUCAGGCCACAAGGUGGAGAAUGGACCCGGCAUUGUCCUGCGAGCCAGCUUCGAUGAACGGCAGCCAUACACUCACAUGAACGGGGGCAGGAAGAAUGAGAAGGUGUUGCCUUUGCCCCAGUCAACAACCUGCUGAUCCCCUGGACAUACACACGCAUACACACACAUGCACACACAGACACACAGACACAUGCACGCACAAAUAUGCAGAUGCAUACACAGACACACUGGCAUGCACCCAUGCAGAGAGAUGUACACACAUGCAGACAGGAACACACACACACACUACUGUAUCUCAGUAGAUCUCAAACUGCCAUUGCUGCACAGUGGGGAGGACUUGUUUCAGUCACCACAAUAAUAUUUCAUAUGCAAACAGUUUUCCUGGGAAAAAAACAAAAAAAAACUGACAGUGCUCAAAGCAGGCCUCAACAGCAGGCUCACCGAACUCAUGACGUGAGGUACUUAGUCCCAGGACCCUCACUGCAUAGUAAACAUAUCUGAAUUCUGAAGUCUGACAGAGGAGCGCUUCUGAGCAGAGGUGCUGCCCCAGCCCUUCGCUCCGAUCCUUGGCACGCCGCCACCAGGUCUUUCCACGUCUAUAUGGAUGCAUGUGUCGUGUCUGUAUAGCUGUUAAUGAACCAACCCUGGAGAUGAUCGUUGCUGGAGAGGCUACAGCACAGACUUCUCUUGUGGGCCCCGCCGUCUCCUGCAUUCAGUCUUCUCUCACCGCUGACAAAUGUUGCCAAAAUUUAAAAAAAAAGGAAUAGUUUUUAUUAAGAAAAUUGCAUUUUGACUCUUACAAAGGACGGGGUUAGAAGAGAAAAGUGUUUCACAGAGAGACACACACAUUCAGUUCGAGUGUGUGCACAAGCAUACCCGCUAAUACAUUCUCUCUCACGCACACACACAAGCACACACACACACACACCCGUCUCAUUGACCAAUCUGCCGCAUCUGUCUACACUGGGAUUAACUUAACGCUAAAACAGAAGCCUGAACGGCAGCAUUGGAGGAACAUCCUUGGAGGUGUUUCAGGGUCACAGGUGCAGUGGGACAGGGCCCAAUCCACUAGCCGACGAUGAGGCGAGUGGUAAGAGAAGAGGAUGGAGAAGGGCACGGCUUCUCGCAAGAGCAGCUGAGGUUAAAGAAACCAGCAACAGCAAAGAAGGACAAAAAGGAGCAGUUAAGUGCUAAGUAUUCUCUGAUGUGCUCAGUACUAUUACAGUAGAAUUAUAGUGAAUGGGUCUUGCAGUUCUAUGUUUGACCAUUAACCUUUGGAUACUCAUCGUGUCACUUUUAUAACUUUUAUGGUUUAUUAUCGACCUGUCUUUAAAGAAAAGCUGCUAUAAUUUUUUUUCCUUAACUCUGGGGAUAAAAUCAACUUUACAUUCAAGUCUUGACCCUUCCCUUCCUCUUACCCAGCCUCCCCUUUUAUUUUGUCUUUCCUUCAACCAACCUCUGGGCGCUUUGUACAAUGGUUAAAAUUGACUUUUAUUUCUUCUUGGUCUUGGCUCUGAACGUGUGGCUGCCUUGAGCUGCCACCUUCGUUUUUUUUGAGAGAAAUUAAUACAGAUGGGAAGAUGUUCCUUUGCGUUGUCGCGUCACCUUAGCUCAGCGCACGAAUACAAACUGUUCUCUUCCCUAAAGUGAUUACAGCAUAGCCUAGCAGAAAUGUUCCUUGAGAACUUCCGUCUAAAUCAGUACAGGGCGUGAUAAAAAUAUACUCAGGUCAAACAGUUUAAUACUAGUACGUGUCUUUCUCAGUGUUUCCUGUUAAUUUUUGUUCCUAUGUAGGAAAUUGUUUGCUCUUCACCAAAAAACCCAGGCCUUUUUUUUAAUAAAGAAAAACAAACUGGGUUAGAUAUCCUGACAGUUCAACUUUAAAUACAAUGGUGGUUUUAUUUUGGCUGCAUAUCUUUAACUCUUUCCUGUCCAGGGUUUUAUCUUUUGAUUUUCCGACUAUUACCAGAAAGGGGCUUGAGCAGACCAGAGGCUGUGACGGUUGUGUUGUCCAUUUAACUGACUCCACACUCUGAUGAUGACCUGACAUUGCAGAGUUGUCCUCGUCUUUUGGAGUUGUACAAUACACAGUGAUUGCUUUGUUCUCAUUGCGGCCCAUCAGAAAUAAUGGCUAUUAAUAAAAAAAAUCAGCUCGCCAAAUUGAAUAGCAUGCUGGUAAUAACCAGUCUGUUACUCAACACAUAUGGCGUCACCAAAAGUCAAAUAUCACGAGGCAGCAAACUCCAACCAUUGGGGAAGGUAGACUUUCAACUAAAAAGAAACACACACAGUUUGGCCAGCAGUUAAUUUACUUGUGGCUGGAUUGUAAGAGGAAAAUGCCUCAACAUUUUGUUUUAAUAUCAGAUCUUUUCAAGCUGUGGGUGAAGUUGUUUCCCAUUGCAAGGUGCCACCACUACGCUUUGGGCGUUGAGACAACACAACUAGCAGGCUUGGGUGGGGGGGUGGCAGCAUUGCACUUCCUUCUUUAUACCCUGUUGUGACUUGCUCCGCAUUGUCCCCUCUCUCAGGAGGAUGGUGGGGAGGGGGGGUGGAGCUGGAGAGGCACUUACUUGAACCUCUGCCAAGUUUAAAAGGUUUGACUUUGGGUUUCCGGGGGUGGCACCUGUCUGCGGGGUUGGUUAGUGCCCAGUUUUGCCCUAAUGCUGGCAAAAACAUACGAUUCCAAGGAGGCUUUUGUUCAAAGGACAAUCCCCACCUGGACUGGAAGGCAGUUAAGUACAGGAGCAAAAAAAUAUUCAAAUCAAUAAAGACUGAAAUUUGUGACCAGAUGUAACUUUAAAGUUUAUAGUGAGUUUUUUUUGCUUAUUCCUUUCCUAGAUUAGUUCUUGCUUCCUGUUUCCUGCUGUCCCAUUGCAUUAUUUUCAAUUUCUGUUAAUUAAAAAGGUAAUCUAUGUAGGAGUUUUUUUUAAUUUAUUUUGUAAUAUCAGUUAAAAUCACUGUAAAAUGGCCUGAAUUCAAAUCAGUACUGAUUGAAGAGUUGUAUUUUAAAUGUUACCUGACAGGGGGACAGUUUUUUUUGUUGAUGUUUUUAAGCAUUUAUCUACCUCUUAUUUUUUUAUAUAUAUUAUAUUAUAUAUAAAAUACAUCUCGCAUUCAGCAAUCUGAGAGACAGUACAGUAUCCGGAAAACCUCAAUAAUUCACAAACCACAUCACACUAAAGACUUCUUGGAGAAGGACUGGUUGGUGGAUUUACAGAGGUCACCAGCUCGGUGGGGAAGGGGAAAGGCUGAAGGUUGAGACGCUGCAAUUAAUCACUACAAAUGCAAGCUGGCAUCAAGGAUGAACUCCCAACAGUUGGCCAGACCUGUCACAUCUGUCACGCACGUGUUGUCUUAUCAACUAUUGCAGGUAUCCAUGGCAACUCCUCUAUCACUUCAUAUUUUCACACUGGCUCUUGGCAACCCCCUCCCCCACAGCAAGUGCCAAUGUUCUAGUUGGCUUAUUUUGGUUCAGUUUGUGCCCUUCAGUGUUCCUACCCUCUGGCCGUUUCCAAGUUGGCAGCUGGAUGCCAUCACAUCUGGUUACCUGCCUGGGGUGGCUGAGUCAAGCUCGUUCUUCUGUGGUGGCCUGGGGAGGUGUUGGACAGGUGGACCUCCUGUCCCUGGGGACAGAAGCCUCUCUGGGCUACUAUAGGCCCCACGGCCAAAUUCAGUAAAUCCAGGUAACAUGGCUGAGUUAGUUUGUCCCCGCUUUUUAAUCGAGGUGCAGGUGGCACUGGGUGUCACUGGAGAACCCAAUGGGCGAUCAGUCUGAAGCCAGCUGAUCUGGGAUGAAGGUAGUGUCAGACUGGCCAUGUUAGCUUCCCCCUCGUGGCCAGUUAGCAAAGGCAGGGAUGCCCCAGGGUUUGGGCAACGUGCCCACUACUCCCUUUCCCAGCCAGGGCCCAGUUCAGUGCACAGUGGAGUGUCUCCCACCUCGGUGUGCCGAACUCACAAAAUGUCCCCAACACCCAGUGUAAACUGCCUCAUCCCCUACUGGAGGUUUGAAGCCAUUGGCUAGGUUAAGUACAGUGAGGCAGAAGCCGCAGCCUUCGUUGGCCAAGACCUGCUUUGUUGCCACACACCACCAAGGGGAGGAGCCCAUUGACUCUUUCCCUGGUUGCUGAGGGUAUCUUUCUGCCAAGUGUUACUGUACUGAGGUGUUGGGGGGAGCCUUUAGCCUCUGGGUGAGGGGAGUAGGGUCCAGGGUUGUGGUGUUGGGCAAGGCAUGUUGGACUGGUGGCCCCAGGAGCACCAAGGGAUGGAAGCUGCCCCGCUGCGGGUUGUGCUGGCUGUUGCGAGCUCCUUAGAGUUCAGUCAGCUCUCCUUGAGCCUCCACCACCCAGAACAACUGAACCUGCUCAGCUGUAAGAACGAGGCCAGACCCUCGGCCCUUGUGAAUCAAGAGAGAGCGUGUUUCACACGUUUCAGAUUACAGCACGUCAUCUCUUCCCUCACACUGGACAGAGCAGAGAGCCACAGCUUUAGAAUCUCCGAGCAUGGAAGUCAGAAAGACUCCAGCCAAUUGCCAGAUGGAGUUUGGUCACAGCUCGAAACCUCACCGCCAAGCGGGCAACCCUGCAGGGAGUGGGGAAUGGACAGACACCACCCUGGUUGUUGGGGCUGGAAUAAGCCUCAUUGGGGGGUGGUGGGGGGGCCAAAUCUUGCUGCCCAGGUUCAGGAAGAAGCAUCGAUCCACAGAUGAUACAGAUAUCCAGGAACCUUGGGUUCUCCUGCGCAAAACUUGAAGAACGAGAGUUUAGUGAGAAUCCGCCAGGCCACCAGUGGGUUGGAGAAGUCGGUGGCAGUCCCGGUGGAGUGCUGAACUCUGCCGUUGGAACUAUACAUUGAUCCCAGAAAUGGGGCAUUGACCAAAAGAGGGAGGGGUGAAACAGAACUCAAACAUUACAAUAACAAGUAAGGGAGCAAUAAUGUACAGCAGGACAACUGUGAGAGGAGGCUCAGUGGCAGAUGUCCAAAGCAAUCCUCGAUAAGGGCUCUUGCAGUUCUGUCCCCUUCCCUGGAUAUAGAAGUGUUUACCUGAUAGUUCAUGUGGUCCCGAUAGUUUGGCUUAAACUGCCAAGAUAAUUCCACUACAAGCAAAAUAUUGGAUUUGAUGCGGCCCUCUCUGAACAAGCUCUGCUCAGUUAACAUUCAUUCCUUCAGUUACUGAGGGUGCCCGGGUGGGCUGUUUGCUCGCUGUAGGGUGAGAUAUGGGCACCUUCAGUGCUGGCACAACACAGCUUGGUUACCCUUCCCUUGUGUGCUUGGGGCAGGGCCAGAGGGUGUGAGCAUGCAGCAACCCCUUUCCACAGCUCCCUGGUUGCCUCUCCUGGCGCUGCUCACUGACCAAGGGAAGAGUAGCGUUUGCCCUCAACUGUUUGCCCUCUUGGAAGUCCAUCCCUGCGAGGAAUGCCCCUCCAGUUGGUGCUCCAUUAGGGUGGGUGAAGAAGCUUGGAGCUUCUGGGACUCAUUGUCAAGGUGCUUGAACCAAACUGGGAAAGAGAGGAUUAAAUCCCCUCCCACUGGUGGGUGGUGAUGUAUAACUGGUGACCUCCUAAACUAGCAACCUUUCCCUUCACACUCGCACAUAUUAAUCACCACAACCGCAGACCCUCAGAUCACAGCUGGUUACGAAUGUUUGUUAAACUGUCUGAUUUACAAUAUCGUCAAUAGUUGAAAUCUUUAUUAGAGAGAGAAUUUUUUUUUAAAUCACUAACAACACUGUGGCCAUCUUAGCAAUUCUGUAGAGCACUUCAUUUCAAUACGGUUGUGUGAAUUAGGAAAUGGGUAUAUGGGCUUGUUGGUGGGGUCCAAGCUGUUUAAAGGGACUGUGUCCCACUUUAUUGGUUGUUCAAGUUGUCCAAUGUAUGUAUUUGGGGAUUAGCAAACCCUGAUUGUAGAAAAACUGAUUUUAGGGGUGGGGGGUCGUAAUCCAGAAUAAGAUCAGACAUGUAUAUUUCUAACAGGGACCCAUGUCUGGGAUGAAGUGUUACCUCAGUCUGUGUCCCUCAUUUGUCUGGUCCAUUCCAAUUGGUCAGACUACCCUUCUUCCUUCCAUAGACUCCCAGCCACCCUCCCUGCCAUCCUCAAAGGCUGCUGAUUCAUUCUGUUGGAGGGCCCAGUGUCAGCGCCCCAGAACACCUGUAGCUUGGCUGAGGAUUGAUAAUAUCCUUGGUAACGGUAUUACCGAGGGUAUUACGUGCUUGUUGGUAACAGCUCAAUGGAUUGCGAAUGGCUUUGCCCUUUUGGAAGGGCUAGAUAACUUCUACACUCCAAGUUGAAAGAGUUGAACGUCAGUCUCACUCUGCCUGAAUUUGAAGCGCAGGCAAGAAGUACGCUCCAAACGUUGGAAGUACCAGGUGGUUGUGUCAGCAUCUGAGCAAGGACAGGCAGGCAGAUGGCUCCCCAAGUCUCUUGCUUCACAGAGGCACCACCUUUCAUUGAAGGAUCCUCUCCUGUUAUUCCUGAGCAAAGAAAAGGCACAAGGGUUGAUUGACUAAUCGUGUUGGUCCCUGUGUGUUGGGGCGGUGGGGAGAAGUUUCCAUCGAGUUUCCAGCCUUCAGAUCAUGCCCCCAGAUUUGAUCCUGGGCCCAGAGGUUGGGUUGGUUAGGAGGGUGCACCAUGAGGGUGGAAAAGCUGUUCUGGGCAGGGAAGGGAAAGGGUGGGGGGUGUUCAACCACUGUUCUUGCUGCUGAUCCCCAUUCAGUCCCUUGACACUACACAUCACAUUGAAGCAAGAACAUGACGCCCAUGCAGUCAGGAACAGCCGACAACAUUCUCAAGCAAUGAGGGGCCUUUGCAAAGUUCUGCUCCCCAGAAUGAGGGAGUGCUGUCGGGAGUGGGUAAAACCAAAGGCAUUGGGUUCCUUGAUGUGCAAGACCCCAUCUUGUCAAUGCCACGCCCUGACCCAAAUAUAACUGCAGACCCAGGUUUCGGGUGAAGUGGCCAAUGUGUUAGCACCCUGACAAACUGGGGGUGUCACCUACUACCCAGGUGGGAAGAUGAUGGUCCUUGCAAACCCAGGACCCAGGAGGUGGACCUUGCUAGAGAGGUCAGAAUGCAGCAACAAUAGCGGUUGAAGCGGGGGAAGAGGACAAUACCCUGGGAAGGUGCAACAGUGAGCUGAAGACAUGGAAUAUUACCCAGUGCACAAACUUGAUGUCUAUUCCAAAAAUAUUUAUAGAAAGUCAAGGACAUUUCCCCCCUCUGAACUGCAAACCAGACCAAAUGUCCAAACACAGGCUGACAGUGUGUCCACGUUGAAGACUGGAAUGAGGGAACGUGGGGCUCCCCUCUGCGCACUGACCUGGUUUGGCCGACGGGAAACGUUCCUCUCUCGGCCUGAGUAAUCCCACCCCAGCCGACCCACAAUCCGACCACCGCCACCUUCAGUGGGACGAGGCCCCUAUGCAGGUUAUGACCCUAGCAGCUCAGCCAAUACCACCACUUUGUUGGUUUACAGAAUACUUAACGCAACAUAUGAGCGUUAGCUGAGGUUGAAGAAGAUCGUGGGAAGAUAUGUAGAGGGUUUUCUUUUCAUUAAUUUUUGUAAUGAAUUUAAGAUAUCUUAAAGUCAAUUAGCCCAAUCAAGAGAUACCUCAAGGUAAGUACCAGCAUGGUUGAGAAAACCAAUUCAUUUAGGCCAAAAAUGUUACUAGUAUUGUCCUAGGGUUUAAUAAUCAUGUUUCUAUAUAUAAAAAAUUUAGUCCUGAUGAUAUCCAGAGCUGAAGGUUGCUGUUGUGCUAGAACGAAAUGCCAUGGCUAAUCACUUUAGGGGCCUGUGAUUCGGCACUUGUUCAGUGCUGUGGUUGGUCCCUGAAACGACAUCAGUGAUUCUGUCCUUGCCUUCUCUCUUCCUUCGACCAAGGCUGAUUGCUUUCAGCCCAAGGGGGGAGACCAUCUGCACUGCAGACACUUUCACAAGCACCACUCCUGAUUGGCUGGUUUCUGGAACUGGGACAGAUUCCCUGUUUAAAUCUCCUCCCAUCUUAAGUAUUUCCCACAUACACAAUUCUGUGGUCUGGACUCUUGGCCUCAUUGGUGUCUGAGGGCGGUCUGAUCGCCAAGAGAUGAUCUCAAUAUCCCAUACUGUAAGUAGGAUUCCAAUGCCUUGUGCCUAGGGCUACUGUUGUUGGUGUUAAGCUGUAACAAGGAGAAUGGACUGGAUAACAUCGGCAUGUGCCAGUAAUGGACAAAGUGUGUCUGCUUUUCUCAUUCAUUUUAGCCAAUUUGGGACCUGUUGUGGUGUUAGGUGAAACAACAUUCUCUGAUCUGCUAAAAACUGGAGCAAAGCAAACCCUUCGGACUUCAUUGCUGUGUCUUUGGCAUUCUGAAUGGCAAGGUGCCCAAAGCCAUUGCACCCAGUCGUCUGACCAGCCCACCUGGACCUUUUACCUCGCAGAGCUGCCAAAAUGAAAAGUGCCUCUGGCGCUGAGGGACCACUGUCCUUUCCCUCUGCUCCCCUGGGCCAGCUGCAGGGGGAUCAGGGAGACCAGUGGUGACACCUGUUGGUGCUGCCCCAUAGCUGUGAGUUUAGACAGUUGUUGGAACCAAGGAACCUGGAGCUUUCCCAAUCCAGGACCUUCAGGAGUGACUGGGGGGCAAGGUGCAUCAAUUAUAGUUCGGGGGGCAAGGGUGUGGGGGAGUCCAUAUAUUUUUUAAAUUCAGCUUGUAAUGUCCCACAUUGAACAGUCUAAUGUUAGGUUCUGAGUGGAUCCUUCAAGCAUCUCCCUUCUUCUGUCAGGGGCUUCAGAUGUAGGCUUCUGUCUUGCUGAAGGUGUUGUCAUCCUUUGGGGAAGAAAGGGCGUGGACCCCAGGCCACACCCCAACUCCUGGCCAAUUGCCCAAAACCCUCAAGGCCAGUCAGUCUCGGAGUGGUGCAUGUGACAGUUGCUAAGGAACCAGGCUACCUGGGUUGACCUCCCCUCUGGAUUUAAGAGCUGGGACGGUGGGAGGUGACAGGUCAAGGAAGGGGAGGGGGUCUGUAAUGGUGUUUCUGCAAUGAGGAUCGCACCAUCAUAUCGGCUCUUCGUUGCUGUUUCUGACUUGCAAUGAACUGGUACAUCAGUGUGCAAACUGCAGAAACUUUCCCUUCUGGAAGAUUGGAGAGGAGAGAGGGAGGGAGCUUGCAACGUUCUGGUUGUAGAUGUUGACCAGAUGCCACUCAUUCCCAAUCUUCCAUGAGGAAUGUGCCCAGGACCACUUUGGGUUUUGGACAUUCAGUGAGAUGCUCUGGGACAGUGAGUUACUGAACUUUUAUAGUGGGGACCUCUCCCCGAGUAAAGGCAAAGUUGGGACCUGGUUUUGUGAAGGUAGAUGGUGACUGUUGAUUGCUGGUGUGUUCUGGGGAAUUUUUUGUUCAAUGCACAGAUCUGUUCUUGAAUUAAACGAGGAAGGACUUUUUUUUUCUGAAGCAUCUUGGAGCACCUUUAUGGGAAUGUAAGGGAUUUAUAAAUGAAGUGUAUCCGGACCAGGAACGAUUGGCAUACAGAAAUGGCUAAGAAAGAGUUGCUAUUAGCUGUUGUCUCUGUUUAAGUUAAAUGUCCUGAUAAAGGCACUUAUUUACUGCACAACCAGUUCCAAAAGAAAACAGUCAAAUUCAGUCAUCUGGAGGCUAUCAUUGGGGCACACAGGUCCAUCAGAUUCUGGCCCAUUCUCGAGGCAUCGAGAGGGACAGAGAGAUGGCCCUGAUUCCUGCUGUGUAUCUACAGUCUGGUGUCCAGAUCCUCAUCCCCUCAUAGAGUAAAUGUUUAAAAACCCUCAUUGUACAGUGUGUUGUGGACGCUAAUAGAUCAGAGAUCUACCUCCUGCAGGGGAAAGAGAACACUAGAUGACAUACUGCAAGAUUGGCUGUCCCUUCCCCCACCCACGUUGCUUAUUAAAUUCUUUUUUUUUAAUAAUUAAGCAGUAAAGAUGGCCAAUUUGUUAAAUAAAAGACUUGCUGCGUGUAAAUGAUUCAUACGAUUCCUGUGUUUAUAUGGAGAUUUGAUUCAUUGGUUUAAGAAAAAUUCAAAUGUUUUGUAUAUUCUGUUGUAAGAAUUUCCUCCUGUUAUUUCGAUAUAUUAUGGAAUCUUUUCAUUCGAGAGGAAAAAAAGAAAAAACUUGUCUAUUUUGACCGGCUAAAGCUAAAGCAAUUCUAGGUUCUUCUUACUUGGCUUUUUUCUAGUAGUUACAGUACAAGAUU
Pristis pectinata (smalltooth sawfish) is the source of this 14971-nucleotide messenger RNA. It is a transcript of the gene igf1ra, whose product is annotated as insulin-like growth factor 1a receptor. The transcript is spliced from 21 exons. Gene Ontology annotation, cellular component: membrane; insulin receptor complex; axon. Gene Ontology annotation, biological process: positive regulation of kinase activity; multicellular organism development; protein autophosphorylation. Bases 821 to 4921 code for a protein of 1366 amino acids. The record is from RefSeq and is a predicted model, not a curated record. NCBI's taxonomy places the organism in Eukaryota, Metazoa, Chordata, Chondrichthyes, Rhinopristiformes, Pristidae. Gene Ontology annotation, molecular function: ATP binding; insulin receptor substrate binding; insulin receptor activity.